Messenger RNA from Pseudogymnoascus verrucosus, 2142 nucleotides. RefSeq lists its product as uncharacterized. Gene Ontology annotation, biological process: regulation of DNA-templated transcription; DNA-templated transcription. Gene Ontology annotation, molecular function: zinc ion binding; DNA binding; DNA-binding transcription factor activity, RNA polymerase II-specific. The coding region runs from base 51 to 2078 and encodes 675 amino acids. The record is from RefSeq and is a predicted model, not a curated record. The transcript has 3 exons. NCBI's taxonomy places the organism in Eukaryota, Fungi, Ascomycota, Leotiomycetes, Thelebolales, Thelebolaceae.
CACCUUUCGAAUCGAGUUUGUUCGGCCCCAUUUUCACGCUGUUACACGUGAUGAAUGACAUUGAUACGACAUUGACCGGCGAUGUACGGGACUCGGCAUUAUCUUUAGACCCUCAGACAUCAGGACAGAAGCCAAAGACAAGGUCUUGUCAGCUAUGCCACCAGCGGAAAAUUCGCUGUGACAAAACCUUGCCAUGUUCCAAUUGUGUACGUGGACAUACAUCUUGCCAUUAUCCUGGGAAUGAGCGCAAAGCUCGGCGCCCGCACAAGACUACCAUCACUGAUGUCGCGUCGCGGGUAACAAAACUCGAGCGUGUUAUUGCUGCUAUGUCGAACCAUCACGGCAUUGCUACGGAAGCUGCAGCGACAACUGAAGGUCAGGCAUUUCAUACUCAUGAUGGAGCUGGUAUCUCCCGGUGUAGCGAAGUGACUAUAGCUAAUCAUCCUGAGACGCGCGAGAAAAGAGAAAGCUCUACUGAAGAACUACUUGUGCAGGAUGGUGAAUCAAGUUGUUACGUAAAUGAAGUUUUGCUGUCACGGGUUUUAGACGAAGAACGAGCACUUCAGUCUACUAUAGGAACUCUAAAGGAAGACAUAACGGGGCCAUCUAAUACUGUUGACUUAAUAGACAUUGGAAUGCCAUUCUCGCAUUUUAAAAAGCCGGCACUAGGUGAUAAAAUUCGACUUCCAUCUCGCCGGUACGCAAUACAACUAUGGAGGACAUACAUUGAAAACGUUGACCCUAUGGGGAAAAUCUUGCACAUUCCAACUAUGGAAGCUGCUUUGUUUGGAGCCGCCAACAACGCCGCAGAUGUUGAUAGUGAUCUGAGUGCUCUUUUGUUUUCAAUCUAUUUUGCUGCCACAACAAGUCUUGAAUCAAGUGUUGUUGCAAGAAUCUAUAGCGAUGAGAAAGGUUGUUUGCUUUCUAGGUUUAAAGAGGGCCUAGAGCAAUGUCUCGCAGGUUCCAACUUCUUAGCUCAUCCCACUAUGAAGUCUCUCCAAGCUAUGGCAAUAUAUCUCAGAUCUCUCCGCGCCUAUGACUUAGGACGGUCGUCUUGGACUCUGUUCGGGUUAGCAAUGCGCUCAGCUCAAUCAGUAGGGCUGCACAGAGAUGGAUCAAACUUCAAGCUGCCACCCUUUGAGACCGAGAUGCGAAGGCGGCUAUGGUGGUUUUUGUGGUCUAUUGAGGCUCGAGAAGCAGAAGAUCAUGGUAUUUCAGUCUCUGAUUACAUGAUCGAUUUGUCUGGAACACGGUUCCCUUCAAAUCUCGAUGAUGGCGACCUAUACCCUGGUAUGACAGAACUGCCUGCUUCAAAACCCACAUGGACAGCCAUGACAUUUUCCCUAGCCACAUGGGAGACAUCUCUCCUGAUCUACCGAACCAUGUCAUCAUCCAGCUCUGGCAGUUCACACAUGUUAUCUCGAGAACAGCUUUUGCGGGACCAUUUGACACACCUAGAGGAAGCCUACCUGAAGCAUUGUAACCCAGAUAUCCCAGUCCAACGCGCAGCUAUUCUGAUGGGCAGGCUUCUGUCAGCCAAAGCCAGCUUCAUCACUCAGCAACAAGAAUUGAAACGCAUCUUCGAUCCAGCCCAGCCCGCCUCUACCGCAACAGAAGAAUCCCUUAUCACAGCUUGUCAGAUUCUGGAGAUGAAUAUACAAUUGCAGACAGAAGAGAUAUUGAGAGAUUUUCAGUGGGUUUUCGUUACCUACACUCAGUAUCACCCACUAUUAUAUGUCCUUUGGCAUCUCUAUAUAAAGCCUACAGGUCCUAAUGUGGACCGCGCAUGGGCUACUGUUUUGCAAGCCUUCGAGAUUGCUAGCCGCCGUGAGUCUUCUGCUGAAGGCGGGUCGAAAUGGUCAAUGGUGCAAAUUUUGAAACAAAAGGCAUGCAGACGCACGCAGGAGUCUGCUGAACAACAACUGACCGUUGCUGGAUCAGGCAGGUGCGUGGCCUCGUCAACUCCCAGUGCACUUGAUGAUAUCCAGAAUCCUAGCCUUUGGGACAUGGAUACUAUGGACAUUUCGGAUUGGAACAAUCUUACGGAUAAUUUCAACGUAUAUGAUUUCGAGGGUUGAGAAGAUACGAAUCCAUGAUACUCCACAAUGUAGCCAUUCUAUCAAGAAAUGUAUUCAAAGUGAA